UGUCGCUGCCCGCGCUCCGCGGGGCUCUUCAGAGGUGCACUCUCAGGAAGCGGAUGUGGGCCGCGUCGGACGGAGGGGAAGAGCGGUCCCAGAGUCUGAGCUUCCCGGAGCUGCGGCGGCGGGGCCGGGAUGGAGCACGUGACGGAAGGCGCCUGGGAGACGCUGCCGGUGCCGCUGCACCCGCGGGUGCUGGCGGCGCUGCGCGAGCUCGGCUUCCCCCAGAUGACACCGGUGCAGUCUGCAACCAUCCCUCUCUUUAUGAAAAACAAAGAUGUAGCUGCAGAAGCUGUCACAGGUAGUGGCAAAACACUGGCCUUUGUCAUUCCCAUCCUGCAAAUUCUUCUGAGGAGGGAAGAGAAGUUAAAAAAAAUGCAGGUUGGGGCCAUCAUCAUCACCCCCACGAGAGAGCUUGCCAUUCAGAUCGAUGAAGUGUUGCUACAUUUCUCUAAGCAUUUCCCACAAUUCAGCCAGAUUCUUUUAAUUGGAGGUAGGAACCCAGGAGAAGACGUUGAGAGGUUUAAAGAACAAGGUGGGAACAUCAUAGUGGCCACUCCAGGCCGCUUGGAGGACAUGUUCAGGAGAAAGGCGGAAGGAUUGGAUCUGGCGAAUUGUGUGAAGUCCCUUGAUGUCCUGGUGUUGGAUGAAGCAGACCGCCUUCUGGACAUGGGCUUUGAAGCCAGCAUAAAUACCAUUCUGGAAUUUUUGCCAAAGCAGAGGAGAACAGGCCUCUUCUCUGCCACUCAGACUCAAGAGGUUGAGAACCUGGUGAGGGCUGGUCUGCGCAAUCCCGUCCGCAUUUCAGUGAAAGAGAAGGGGGUGGCAGCCACCAGCAGCCAGAAGACUCCCAGCCGCCUGGAGAACUACUACAUGGUAUGCAAAGCAGAUGAGAAAUUUAAUCAACUCGUGCAUUUCCUUCAAAAUCAUAAGCAGGAGAAACACCUCGUGUUCUUCAGUACCUGUGCCUGUGUGGAAUAUUAUGGAAAGGCUCUGGAGGCCCUGGUUAAGAAUGUAAAAAUAAUGUGCAUUCAUGGGAAGAUGAAGUAUAAACGCAAUAAGAUAUUCAUGGAGUUUCGAAAACUGCAAAGUGGCAUUUUAGUGUGCACUGAUGUGAUGGCCCGGGGGAUAGACAUUCCUGAAGUAAAUUGGGUUCUGCAGUAUGAUCCACCCAGCAAUGCAAGUGCCUUUGUGCAUCGAUGUGGGCGCACGGCCCGGAUCGGCCACGCAGGCAGUGCGCUUGUGUUCUUGCUUCCCAUGGAAGAGUCCUAUGUCAAUUUCCUCUCCAUUAACCAAAAAUGUCCCCUGCAGGAGAUGAAGCCGCAGAAAAACCCAGCCGACCUUCUCCCCAAGCUGAAGUCAAUGGCUCUGGCUGACCGAGCAGUGUUCGAGAAGGCGAUGAAGGCUUUUGUGUCUUGUGUCCAGGCCUACGCAAAACACGAGUGUAAUCUCAUCUUCCGAUUAAAAGAUCUAGAUUUUGCUAGUCUCGCCCGAGGUUUUGCCCUGCUACGUAUGCCCAAGAUGCCAGAGCUAAGAGGAAAACAGUUUCCAGACUUUGUGCCUGUCACUAUUGAUACAGACACUAUUGCGUUUAAAGAUAAAAACAGAGAGAAACAGAGACAAAAAUUUCUAGAGCAACAAAGAAAAGAAAAAAAAGAGAAUGAAGGGAGAAAGAAAUUUAUCAAGAACAAAGCCUGGUCAAAGCAGAAAGCCAAGAAGGAAAGGAAGAAAAAAAUGAUUGAAAAGAGGAAAAGAGAAGAGGAUUUUGAUAUUGAAGAUGAAGACAUGCAAGAGCUACUCAAUGAUACAAGACUCUUGAAAAAGUUAAAAAAGGGCAAAAUGAGUGAAGAAGAGUUUGAGAAGAGGUUGUUGGCACAUGGCAAAGGCAAGGCCAAGCUGGAGGAUUUGGGGUCCUCGGAUCUGGAAGGUGACAGCUAACUCACCGAGGGCCACGUUGCAUCUGCAUGUCAGUGGAGGGCACAGUCUAACAAGUUUGGAGAAUGGCCAAGUGACCCCACACUUGGUGUGUGAGUGAUGGUAUGGGGAGAUGGGGCCCAGCUGUUCUGUUCCUGCCUUCUCCAGGGGAAAUUUUGGCCACUAUCCCUUCUGUAGAAGCCGCCUGCCUAGAAGAGGCCAACUAUGAAUCCCCAUGGAUCUCAUCUUUGCCUCCACAAACAACAUUUUGUGUGUAAAUAAGUGUUGAUAUUUCUUUUUAAAAGACCGUUUUCUACAGCUUUCUUGGAGCUAGUUUAAGGAAUAAUAAAAGGUUUGACUAUCAGCCAGUAAGUCUUAAAGCAUUCCUACAAUCUUUAACCAGGAAUUUGGCUUCCUUUGUGGGUGUUGCCCUGGAUUCAUGUGCUGUAGGCGGGGCAUAUGUGGUGAACAUUUGAAAAGGUGAAGCACUUUCCCUAGGGGCAAUUAUUCCAGAGUACUUUCUUUUAGGGAAACCAAUUAUCUUUAUCUGAAUGAUUUCUUAAUGUAGCAGGAUUGUAUGUUGUUAACAAAGUAUUGCCCAGUGGGCUUUACAGCUUCCUUUGGGACUUUAUUUACUUGAAAAUUUGACCCAAAAUAACUUUCCUGAAAGUUUAGUGCUUUAAACUUGUCUUGGUACAGGGAUUCUCAAGCCAGGGUCUGUGGACUUUAAAAAAAGAAUAAUUUUGAUAACUAUUUCACUGAUUGAUCUAUUUCAUUGUAUGCAUUUCAAAGCGUUAGGAAAAGAGGGCCCUGAUGCAAAGUCAUUUAAGAACUCUUGAUUUAGAGGUUUUUGUCUUCCUGGCCACAUAAGUCACUAUUUGAUUCCUAAAGGCCUCUUUAUCCGGGGGUGAAAAUAAGGAAUGCUAGUGGCUCAAUAAAAAUCGUUCCUUCUGCCUGGCUCUUAAUGGUAGCCCCGUGCUUUGUGUCUAUCAUCUGUAAUCACACUUGGCAACUGGGUUUUGUCCCAGUGGAAGACAUCUGUGUCCAGUGAAGUGGGCGUUCACCAAUCAUGGGCAAGUGUAUGGAGAGACUAAAGGAUAGAGUUGGGCCAUCCUGUCUUAAGUUACAAUUGAGUUUGGUUUAUAUCUUGAGGAAUUAUUAAAUAUAAUAAUAGCACUUAUGUAGGGCUUUAAGGUCUGCAAAUUGUUUUAUACAUAUUGUCUCAUUUGAGCUUCAUGAAACCCCUGGGAGGUAUUUGACUUUCUUUGGGAAUUCCCCAUUAAUAUCCAUUUUAUAGAGGUAAAUAGGUUGAGUGAUUUGCCAUGGGUCUAUUAAAACUGCCUGAAGCUGGAUUUGAA
Messenger RNA from Dromiciops gliroides (monito del monte), 3266 nucleotides. RefSeq names its product DEAD-box helicase 55 (gene DDX55). The record is from RefSeq and is a predicted model, not a curated record. Gene Ontology annotation, molecular function: RNA helicase activity; ATP binding; nucleic acid binding. Bases 130 to 1932 code for a protein of 600 amino acids. NCBI's taxonomy places the organism in Eukaryota, Metazoa, Chordata, Mammalia, Microbiotheria, Microbiotheriidae. Gene Ontology annotation, cellular component: nucleolus. The transcript is spliced from 14 exons.